Pleurotus ostreatus (oyster mushroom) is the source of this 930-nucleotide messenger RNA. RefSeq lists its product as uncharacterized. The coding region runs from base 1 to 930 and encodes 309 amino acids. Lineage: Eukaryota; Fungi; Basidiomycota; Agaricomycetes; Agaricales; Pleurotaceae. The record is from RefSeq and is a predicted model, not a curated record. The transcript has 2 exons. Gene Ontology annotation, molecular function: oxidoreductase activity, acting on the CH-OH group of donors, NAD or NADP as acceptor; NAD binding.
AUGGUGUACCGUGUUGGCAUAUUGGAUGACUACCAACAGGCUGCGCUGAAGUUGGCAGAUUGGACACCCCUUGGAAAUCAAGUCACUAUUGACGUGUUUACAGACACCAUCCUCGAUGAACAUCUUCUCGUCGAACGAUUAAAGGACUACGAUAUCAUAUGCAUCAUGAGAGAGCGGACAAAGUUCUUCGCGCCCCUGCUCGACAAGCUACCAAAGUUAAAACUCCUAACAACAACGGGGAUGAAGAAUAAUGGUAUCGAUGUCAAGUAUGCCAAAGAGAAGGGUAUCGUGGUAUCUGGUACAGCCAGCGUCGGAAACUCUACUCUCGAACAUAUAUGGGCGUUGAUCCUUGCUACGGUGAGGUACAUCUCCCAUGACGAUGCAAAUACAAAGGCGGGGAACGCGUUGUGGCAGACGAAGAUACCCUUGGGACUGGCUGGUAGAACCAUUGGGUUGAUAGGUGUUGGUAGACUUGGUGCAAAGACAGCUGCUGUCGCGGAGGCAUUUGGGAUGAAAGUACUUGGAUGGUCCCCCCAUCUCACUCCGGAGCGCGCUGCAGAGGCCGGUGUCGACUUCGCAGCGUCCAAGGAGGACUUGAUAAAGCAAAGCGACAUCGUCUCUAUUCAUAUUGUUCUAUCCGAGAGUACUCGCCAUUUGAUCAAAGCAGCCGACUUGGCGCACAUGAAGCCCACAGCAUUCUUCAUCAACACCUCCCGCGGUCCCAUCGUCGAUGAAGCAGCGCUGAUUCAGAUAUUGGAGAACAAGGCUAUAGCGGGUGCUGGCUUGGACGUGUUCGAUGUUGAACCACUUCCACUGGACCACCCUCUGCGAAAAUUAGAGAAUGUCGUCUUGACCCCACACAUGGGGUACGUUGCUGAUAGCUCGUACGAGGCAAGUACCCUUUCGCUGAUUAGCGUCCUUUGCUACUAA